AUGUCGGAGCUAUACUUUUUACGACACGGGAAGAGAAUAGACCAUGCGCAGGAUGACGAUCCCUCUGCACAGCCCAUAGAAGCGAAUUACCAACCAUACGAUCCUUCGCUUGCGCAGGUGGCUAUAGAGCAGAUCCAUGAGGUAGCCGAGGAGAUCACAAGGAGCACACGGGCCUUUGACGGAGAACCCACUGCCAGAAAGAAUAUCUUUAUACAUUUUUCUCCGUAUUUAAGAUGUUGUCAAACUGCCGAUAUUCUCAUGACCAAUUUAAAGGAGAAUCUAACUAAAAUGUAUCCGAAAUUCAAGAUAAGAUUUCAAUUACUUGGGGAUUUUGCGCUUUCAGAAUGGGUACAUGAGAAAAUGAAGGAUAAACCACCAUUUUCUGACUCAAAUGAUGCCUAUCAAAUGUAUACACCCAACGUUAAACUAAUGAAGAAUAGAUCUGCCUGUUCGAACUUCCGCCCGACCAAUACUUUGGGUCCGUAUAAUGGGCCUGAUUUGAGUUAUAAGGAGUACAAGGCUAGAUGUAAAGAUUAUUUCCAAAAAUUGAUUGCAACGUACGAUAAACCAGCCAAUAUCCGGAAUAAGGAUAUCGUGAUUGUAGUAUCACAUGGAUAUGUCAUCAAUAACUUUAUGUCAUACUUUUUAAACCAUCCAAUUUUCGAGGAAAUCCCUGAAUGCAAACUAAACUAUGCGUUGAAGAUAGAGACUGAGGAGUCACAAGAGAAGAAAAAGGAUGAUGGAAAAGAUGACGACGAUGAGAAGGAACCAGAAUACACCUGGAGAUUGAUGAAAGAUGCACUUGGAAUGAUAACAAAAGAUGGGAUAGUUGCAGAUUUAAACUUGGAAACAGAUAUUGUAUACUACAAGACGAAUUUCAUCAAGAAGGAUGAUCUUGAAAAUGCUGACACGACAAAUGCUUGGACCCCGACUGGUUUUGAUAACCCUCAAGCACAUUUUGAUAUUGAUUCAGGGUCUACCAUGCAGUCAAAGUCGGCACCAAGCUUACCAGUAGCUAAACCAGUUCGAAAUGUUCCAGUUUGUGCCGCUGCCAAGGAUUGGCUGCCCGAAUCUCAUCAAUUUAAGAUGGCGACUCAAUUCCUGCUUAAGACAAUGAACCCUGAAGCUUUCAAGCAAGAAUAUUGUAUUACCAACCAUCCCUUGAAACCAAUAUCCCCAGAAGUAUCACCAAAUUCUGAACCUACUAGAAAUAACUCUGUCAUUGAUUUAAGUAAAUUGAUGGAGAAUGAUGAAAUAUAUAAACCUGUGAAGUUGAGAUAUAGCAGUGCUUCUGAUAUCCCAAUUCAUAAGUUAAAUUCGAAGGUGAAUUCACAAGUCAAUCUUGCGCAAGCUCAAAGAUCAAACGGGUCUUCAACAAACAGUUCUAUAGUAGAUUUCUCAAAAUUUGUCAACCAGCUUCAACUGCAACAGCAACAGCAAUCAGGGCAAUCGGGAAACCGGAAAAGAUCAACCUCAAACCCCAUUGUUUCUGUUGUACAUGACGCUCCCGACUCAUAUUUCCCACUGGGAGUUCGAGUGAAAAAUACUUCAGAUCUGCUUGAUUCAAGUCCAAAUCAUUCUGGUAGUGACCUCAACAUGAUAAAGGAGCAACCUGGACAUACGCCUCAAAACGAAGAAAGACCAGAAUUGGUAUUGAAUCUUAAUAGGGCCUCUUCUUUGAAUUAUAAAAAGCAUGCGAGCCAGCAUGGAAGUCUUUCAUUAUUGGCCAAGUACCAACGAGAACAUGGGGAAAAACUGCCAUACUCGGAACAUUCAGAUAGUGAGCAAGAAAGGGACCAAGAAAAAUCUAUUGGUAAUCGGAUGUUUUCAUUAUCAUUUAAAAAUAGUGCUUUGGCUAAAGGUUCAGGGAAUCCAGCAUGGAAUGAGGCGGCAAUACAAUCUAAACAAUCGCAAUCUUCUCCAUCUACACCUACUCUUGUGACCACAACAAAGCAACCUACAUCUACCCCUAAGGGUAUUGCCAUGAAGCCCUCCAAUUCCAGAGGAAUGUUCUACAACCUUGAUAGUGAUAAUGAUAGUAAUUCGGAUUCAUUUUCUGAUAGUGAAGAUGAGUCCAAACCCCCUACACAAACAAAUCCUGUCUCGAGAGAUUACCUUUGGUUUGGACAGAAUCGAGAAUAA
This is a messenger RNA of [Candida] anglica, 2142 nucleotides long. The record is from the annotation of a GenBank genome assembly. NCBI's taxonomy places the organism in Eukaryota, Fungi, Ascomycota, Pichiomycetes, Serinales, Debaryomycetaceae.